AUGGGCAUGCAGAAUCUCUCAGGUGUGACUGAAUUUAUCCUGCUGGGCAUCCCGCACACAGAGGGCCUGGAGGCCAUGCUCUUUGCCUUGUUCCUGUCCUUCUACAUUUUCACACUUACAGGGAACCUGCUCAUACUUCUGGCAAUCGUCUCCUCCACUCAGCUUCACACUCCCAUGUACUUCUUCUUAUGCAAGUUGGCUGUUUGUGAUAUAUUUUUCCCUUCUGUGAGUUCUCCCAAGAUGCUGUUCUACCUCUCAGGGAACAGCCGAGCCAUCUCCUAUGCAGGAUGUGUGUCCCAGGUCUUCUUCUACCACUUCCUGGGCUGCACUGAGUGCUUCUUGUACACAGUGAUGGCCUAUGACCGCUUUGUUGCCAUCUGCCACCCUCUGCGCUACACAGUAAUCAUGAGUCUCAGAGCAUGCACCAUUUUGGCCACAGGGACCUCGAUAUUUGGUUGUAUUCAGGCCAUCUUUCUCACCACACUCACCUUCCAGUUGCCCUAUUGUGGCCCCAAUGAAGUAGACUAUUACUUUUGUGAUAUCCCAGUGAUGCUGAAGCUAGCUUGUGCAGACACCUCGUCCCUGGAGAUGGUUGGAUUCAUCAGUGUUGGCUUCAUGCCCCUCAGCUGCUUUGUCCUCAUCCUCACCUCGUACUGCUGCAUUGUCAGCUCCAUUCUGCAGAUCCGCUCUGCUGAGGGCCGCCGUCAUGCCUUCUCCACCUGCAGUGCCCACCUCACUGCCAUCCUGCGUUUCUACAUGCCUGUGGUCUUCAUCUACUUAAGGCCAACCCCAAGCCCCUUGCUGGAUGCAACUGUGCAAGUGCUGAACAACCUGGUCACCCCCAUGCUCAACCCCUUGAUCUACAGCCUCAGGAAUAAGGAGGUGAAAUCAUCACUAAGGAAUGUCCUACAUCAACUGGGCUUCCUUCCUCAGCAGUUAUAG
Messenger RNA from Octodon degus (degu), 942 nucleotides. Its product is annotated as olfactory receptor 149-like. The transcript has a single exon. NCBI's taxonomy places the organism in Eukaryota, Metazoa, Chordata, Mammalia, Rodentia, Octodontidae. Gene Ontology annotation, biological process: G protein-coupled receptor signaling pathway. Gene Ontology annotation, cellular component: membrane. Bases 1 to 942 code for a protein of 313 amino acids. Gene Ontology annotation, molecular function: G protein-coupled receptor activity; olfactory receptor activity. The record is from RefSeq and is a predicted model, not a curated record.